Cheilinus undulatus (humphead wrasse) is the source of this 5712-nucleotide messenger RNA. RefSeq names its product zinc finger and BTB domain containing 2b (gene zbtb2b). Gene Ontology annotation, molecular function: DNA-binding transcription factor activity, RNA polymerase II-specific; RNA polymerase II cis-regulatory region sequence-specific DNA binding; protein binding. The record is from RefSeq and is a predicted model, not a curated record. Gene Ontology annotation, cellular component: nucleus. The transcript has 3 exons. NCBI's taxonomy places the organism in Eukaryota, Metazoa, Chordata, Actinopteri, Labriformes, Labridae. Bases 347 to 1942 code for a protein of 531 amino acids. Gene Ontology annotation, biological process: regulation of transcription by RNA polymerase II.
UCACUCACCGGCUGUCAAAAGAGAGAAAACAAACUGUCUCGCGGAGGUAGAUCUGACGGCGGUUACACUGUGCGGGAAAUUAACGUUAACUCAACCGCCCACUUGCUCAACGGUUUUACAACGGCUGUGUUUUGGCUGGUUUUUACCCACAGUCAUGUGAUUGUAACGUAAAACCCCUAACCGGAAAACAACGACGGACGACCCUCUCCGCCGCCAACGAAUGCUGCGUUUGCGAGGAACAGUACAAGCUGCUGCGAUCCCAGAGAGGACGGACGAGUCCCCGGUAACAAACAAACAACGGCGACACGGCAAAGUCCACCAAAUAACUCGGAGUGCAGGUUGAAGAAUGGAGUUGGCCAACCAUGGUCUUAUCCUGCUGCAGCAGCUCAACGCUCAGAGGGAGUUUGGCUUCCUGUGCGACUGCACCGUGGCUAUAGGAGACGUCUUCUUCAAAGCCCAUAAAGCCGUCCUUGCUGCCUUCUCCAACUACUUCAGGAUGCUCUUCAUCCACCAGGACAGUGACUGUGUACGCCUGAAGGCUGCAGACAUUCAGCCAGACAUCUUCAGUUAUCUCCUGAACCUCAUGUACACCGGCAAGCUCGCCCCUCAGUUGAUAGACCCUGCACGGCUGGAGCAGGGGGUCCGAUUCCUGCACGCCUAUCCGCUUCUGCAGGAGGCAAGCCAGUCCGUGUACUCCCACCCUGAGCAGAGCAUCAACCUCUCCACCUCCCUCUAUGGCAUCCAGAUCUCUGACCAGCAGGUGGCACUGUCAGCCCGAUUACCAACUCGGCGGCAGCUCUCCUCACCGUUUGAUGUGGAGCAGCUCAGCUCAGAGGGGAAAAUUCCAUCCACGCCGGCGGCCUCUGCAUCACACUCUAACUCCUUACUGUCCAAGCUAGCUUCUUCGACCCCAGACAUGGAGGCAUCGACCAGCGAGGCAAAGCCAACAGCUGAGGAGGGGGGAAUGGACUUGCUAAAUGCAGAUGGUUCCUCAGCAAGUACCUCCAUUCUCCAUGUGAAGCCAAGCAUCAUGAAGAGGAGCUCCUCUUUCAGGAAGCAUUACUCGUGUCAUCUGUGCAGGAGCAGGUUUACACAGAGGAGCCUGCUGAGGGAGCACCUCCUGCAGCACACGCAGGCUAUGCAGCAGGCUGCAGCCGAGCCGAGCAGCGCCCUCUCACCUGUCAUGACUGCAGAGCAGAGCAUGCUGGAUGUAGAGGGGAUCCUUAAGGGGAGUAAGGUGGGGCCAGGUGCUUCUGCUUCCACUACAGCAGUAGAGAUAAUCAGUGACAGCGAGCAGACGCCUGUUUCAGGAACUAACUCAGACUCUCCACGAGCUGAGGUGUCCACAUCCAGCUGGGGAGUAGGAGGAUUGAACUCUCAGGCUGACACACCUCCUCCAUCAGACAUCGCUGAUAUAGACAACCUUGAGAGUGCAGACUUGGACCGGGAAGUGAAGCGACGGAAGUACGAGUGCUCCACAUGCGGGCGUAAGUUCAUUCAGAAGAGCCACUGGAGAGAACACAUGUACAUCCACACGGGAAAGCCCUUUAAAUGCAGCGCCUGUGGAAAGAGCUUCUGUCGGGCCAACCAGGCGGCCCGCCACGUGUGCCUGAACCAGAGCGCCGAUUCCUACACCAUGGUGGACCGGCAGAGCAUGGAGCUGUGCGCAGCUGGUGAUGACGGCAGCCAGAUGGAGGCCAUGUUUUUGGGCUCCUCGAAGCCGUACAAGUGUAACAUUUGUGCCACCACAUUCUCCAGCCCCAACGAGGUGAUCAAACAUUUGUGCUUCACCCAGGGCGGGCUUGCAGCGUUGCAGGGAAACAACACGGGUGCAGGGAUGAUGCUUCAGCGUGAAGAGUUCUCCAAAGAUGAAGGCUCUGAUUUGUCCAACUCUGGCACUCCUCUGGAGCCCAUAAAGACUGAGGAAAUCCUCGUAGAAUAGUGCCAUAACUGUGUAUGUGCCGUUUUUAAGAUGUUAAUUUUCUAAAUUAUGGUGCAUAGGUAAGCUAAAGGUGAAGUUAGUCAGGGUAUGUUUGUCAGAGGUUUUUAAUCUACUAAAAUUAUUUUUUUUAGUUUUUUUUGGGUACAGUAUUUUGGACAUUUUGUCCCCCAUAUAACAAAAAAUUAUUAAAGACUAAAUUAAGCAUCUUAUAGCUCCCUUGAAUUCAGCCAAACAUCAUUAAAUUAGCAGAUAACAUUGCUGCCGUGUUUGGAUUACUAUCUCACUCAGGCUUUUCACAUUUUUUCACUUGUGAACUUCAGUUGUGGUGAAGCUGGCUUUCACAAAAAGAGGAAGAGGAAGCAGAGAAGCUUCCGGAAGAGACAGCACGUUAUGAGAUGAGUUGGCCGUGCAGCUUGUACUCUUAACAAUCCACUUUAAAGCUGCAAGAGAAGCUUUUAUUGGGUGUGGAUGGGAGACUGACUCUGCAGACUGGGAAGUGAUUAUAAUCCAGCUUAAAGCACACAAAAUAUUCAGACCUGAGACAAUCUGUGCUCUUUUUGGAGUAGAUACUCAUGCAGGAAAGUUGUCUUCCAUUCAGGUUUCAAAGGUCAUUAAAAUGCAUUGGCCUUUAAUGAAAACCCUUUCAAGUGCUUGAUUUUAUGGUCUCUAGUUUGUGUCAUUAUGGAUCCAGUAUCAUCACUGAAAGAUAAUCAAGCACAAUCCCUCCUUAUGAUAAGAGUGUGAACCCUUAGUGUCAGUCAGAAGGAGAGUUGAUAUUGUUUAAAUGUUAGUGAUUUUUAACUCCUUCAUUCUGAUGGUUUCUUUGAUGAACACGUUCUACCCACUUUAUGAGGAAUCUGUCCAGUACUGUUGUACAUUUCAUCCUCAUAUCAUUUGUUUAAAUUUACAUCUAAAAGCUUUUAAUUUCUACAUGAUUUUUUUAUUAAAUAAACAAUGCAUGAAGUCAUAAAAAAUAGCCAUAUUUCAAAAGCAUAUUGAGAGACAACAAGCUUUAAAAGAAGGAUUUGAAUUGAUUUAGCUAUGAAUAGAUUAUGGUUGGGGAUGAGUAUGACACUCUUUUCUUCAAUUGGUUAACAUGGUCAUGAUGAAAAUACUGGAAUUAUAAGUAUUCCCUUUUAUUGUUUAUGUAAACACUUUGUGCAAAGGGAAACAUUUUGCAGUGUUAAAACCUUUCAACAGAUAUGGUUGAUUUGAUCUUUGUCAAAAUCAGAAACAAGCAGCAUGUGUAGUAUACGGUGGCCCUGAAGGUAAAAUGUGAAAAAAAAAAAAAAGAUUGAAAAAAAUUACCAGAGGCUUGUAGCAUUUCAGUAAAUGCAAAACAUAAAAGUAUUUCAUGAAACACACCCACACACAGUAACUCUUACUGACUUACUAAAUAAAAACCCUUAUAAGAAAACACUUUAUAGUUUGUGAUAACUUACAAAAUACUAAAAGGGGGACGAUAUUGUCUAUACCCUCUGUUUCAGAAAUAUUUUUUGCAGAUGAUUAAGUGUUUUUGCACAAUGGGAUUUUGGAAAGACGUUAUAAUGACUACACACUAUUGAGCUUUAGUAAAGCACUGCAGUGCCAUCACACAUCAUACAUGAUGCAUUUAUAUUUUUAAUCACAUAAACUGCUUUCCUGAUUGUCUCUUUUUCCUUUUAGUCCAAUAACAAGUGAUUUUUCAUUAAUACAGGGUUCCUAAAUGUUCUAGCCUUGGACCCACAAAAACAGUGGCAUCAGAGACUGGGGACCCUGUCUGUACCUGGGGGUGGUUAAAGCAUAGCUGGAUGCAGCCAUACAAAUUCAAGAAAAGUCAUGUGCACACUUACAUUUUUAGUACUUUGAUUUCAGCAUAAAUCUCACCACGUUUUGUAUUUUACACUGAACCAAGUGUAUGCUUAUAUUAAAAAAAAAAAAAAGGAAAAUAUACAAUUUGAAAUCAUUUUAGAAUAUUCUUUGUUUUUUGAAAGGCAUCUAGCAACCUUGUCUCAGUGUCUUGCGGCCCCCUAGGUGGUCCAAACCCUCACAUUGGGAACCACUGUACUAAUGAGUAAAUGAAACCUUUAUAGCAGUUUAUAAUUGACAUAAAAGAUGUUGAUUAAUUAAUAAUGCGUGGUAAAUAACAAAAUAUUUUUGCAUUUAGGGAAUUGUUUUCAGCAUCUGAUUUUUUUCCCAAUUAUAUAAUUGUACUCUUGACCUCUGGGGCCACCAUACCACAAAUUAAUGCAAAUAAAUGCUCCUCCUUGCCUGUUGCAGAGGAGUUUACAUAAACAGGAGGGGAUGGCUGUUGAAAGCAGGAAAGACUAGCUUUAAAACUGUGCUAAAAGACAUAAAAACUACAGGGUUUAUCUCUUUCACCUGAUUGUCUGGAAACAUGCAGUUUGAUAGUUAUAUGGGGAAAUAAAGAAGCUAUUUAUGUUCACUUACAACAACUUUUUGGAUUACCAAGAAGAUUUUCUGUGUACUACUGAUGACUGAUAAUCUUUUCACAUACGUCCAUUUAAUGUGAAGCAUUGUAUAAUUUCUCAUAAUGAAACAUGUUAAAUUUAACAGAAGCACAAGUAGCAUAAUAAAUGUUUCUUAUUUCAUGAUAACUGUACUUCACCUAUAAACAAGGAUGUUUUUAACAUUUGUACUAUUAAGAUGAUGUUGAGGACAUUUGUAACAAUUUAAUUGUCAAGAGUCAUUUGAAUAAGAAAAUGAAUCCUACAUUGUUUAUUGCCUUUUGCUCAGUUGUUCAGAGACUGAAUGUGAUCAGUCCAACCUUAAAGAAAUAUGUCUUCCAAACCCCUUUCAUGAAAAAAGUAUGCCAUUUUAAUAUCAGAGCAGAGAUUUCUAGCCAUGUAAGAGACUAAUUGUACAGAAUUUAAUUUACAACAUUAUUUUAAAGCAAAAUGAACUAACUUCACGAAUUAUUAUCAACUAACUGCAAUUAUAGUCUUUAUUUUGAGAGGAUUUUUUUGACUUUCCUCAUUUUUUAUUUUCAUUUUAAUCAUUCUGAAAUGAAUGCCCAUCCCUUAGUAUGUUUUAUUUGCCCCCCACCCUCCCUUAUAAGAGCCAUUAUCAUGCCUUGACAGUAAGUACGAGGUGCAGCUUAAAUGAGAUAAAAGUGGGGUUUUUUUAAAAUUUAAACUCCACUGUUAUUAAGUAUUGAGAAGCAGAUGCUGCUUUGUUGCAAUCAGCCUCAUGUUUGACUGGGUGGAGCCGUCUCACUCAGGUCUAGUGAAUAAGAAGGCUUUUAAGUUUAAAGUACCUUUAAUCAUUAUUUUUUUGCCAAUGAUGUGAUCCCUGCCAUAACUCAAUCAUCCAUAACAUUUCUCACAUAAGAAGCUAAAAUGUCUGUGAAUUUAAUCAUUAACCCUGGGAAGAAUUUUUUAAUUAUUUUUUUUUUAAAAUUCUAUUUGUUUUGUUUUGUUUAUCAAAUUGAAAUGCUGUACUACUGACACGCUUCAGAGCUGCACAGAAAUAUGCACAGCUUCUACAAAGUCUAAUUUACUUUCUCAGCGUCUUCCAUAGCAGUCUGUUAACUUUAUGGUUGUGUAAAUGUGUGCUUAAACAUCUCAGGAAGAUGAGAAGUCAAACAUUCUCUUGUGCGUCCUAAAUUGUUCAAUAAAAUUAUUUCAACUGCAGCCCAUAAAACUACACCUAAAUUUCCAUCUGAAGUCUACUGUGAUCAAUCUUGUUCUCAGGAAUGUGAGUGAUUUUCUGUAUGAAUAUUUUUCUUUUUUCAUUGAAGAAUAAACAAUAAAACAUGUCUUUUCAUUUGU